CAUUGUGUGGGCUGUACAUCCUGAGAGGAAGAUCUUUUUUUUUUAGAAUAUGAGAUUCACAACAACAAGCCCAUCAGAUUUAAAGGAAGAAAACCCUCUUUGUGGACUUGUUGAGCAACAGGCAUUGGCUGUCACCUGGACUUCUCCAUUAAACCUAUGGCAGUGUUAAAGCUGUUCCUCAAGGCUCUUCUGCUCCUUCAGUUUGCACUGCAGCUGUUGGAUGGAGCUGAACCUCAGAAACUGAACUGUCCUGCAUCUGAUGGAGUUCCUGGCACUCCUGGACACAACGGUCUGCCUGGGAGAGAUGGGAGAGAUGGUAAAGAUGGAGCAAUCGGACCCAAAGGAGAGAAAGGAGAUCCAGGAGUAAGUGUUCAGGGACCACCAGGUAAAGCGGGACCACGUGGGCCAGCUGGAGAAAAGGGGGAAAGGGGACCUUCAGGUCCUCAAGGCUCUCCUGGACCUGAAUGCAUAUCUGACUCCCUAAAAUCUGAGAUGCAGCAACUUAAUGCCAAGAUUGCCAUGAUUGAGAAAGUUGCGAGUUUUAAUACAUUCAGAAAAGUGGGACAGAAAUAUUACAUCACUGAUGGUGUUGAUGCAACUUUUGAUACAGGGAUGCAGUACUGUAGGGACAUUGGUGGAACAAUAGUUUUGCCAAGAACUGCUUCUGAAAAUCAGGCAUUAUUGAAAGUAUCUCUAUCCAGUGGUUUAGGUAGUAAGAAGCCAUAUAUUGGAACUACAGACAGAGAAACAGAGGGACGGUUUGUGGACACUGAGGGGAAGCAAUUGACUUUUACUAACUGGCAUCCUGAUCAGCCUGAUGACUAUCAGGGAGUACAAGACUGUGGAACAGUAUGGGACUCUGGCCUAUGGGAUGAUGUUGGUUGUAAUGGUCUACAUCCCAUCAUAUGUGAAAUACUAAUCAAAUAGUAUGUAUACAAUAUUAAUAUGUAUACAUAUCUGCAAUAUUAAUAUGCUAUUAACAGUACACACAGUAUGCACAAUAUAAAAUCACACUGUCAAAUAUAUCCUUUUAAAAAAUUAUAUUACAGUGCAUAAAAUAUACACAAAUAAUUGCCAUAAAUGUUUUUUAACAAAUUAAUAAAUGCAUUAUUACGAUUAUAUGUCAUGAAUCAAUAUGUCUCUUUUAUUUCAUUUUACAUUAAUUGUAUAACUAGCAGAACUUUAAAUGAAAUGAAAAACUGAAACUAAGGAUAUUAUAGGACAGCAAUUUUAUGUUUGUUGUGUGCCCUGCACAAAUAUGUCCAAGGUUAUUUCCCAGUGAACUCUGAAGCUGGUUUGUUAGUGAAAUUUGUAUGUGCACAUAAGAAGGUUUAUAUCAUUUUUGACACACUGUAUAGUUAUUUUCUUGGUUAGGAAACUAACAAACUACAACCCGCGGUCAAAAACAAAUCCUUUUUCCAAUAUAACUGUUGUUAUCCUUUGACUUCUGAAUGGAAUAAACAAACCCAUAACUUCA
This is a messenger RNA of Cyprinus carpio (common carp), 1477 nucleotides long. It is a transcript of the gene mbl2, whose product is annotated as mannose binding lectin 2. The record is from RefSeq and is a predicted model, not a curated record. NCBI's taxonomy places the organism in Eukaryota, Metazoa, Chordata, Actinopteri, Cypriniformes, Cyprinidae. Gene Ontology annotation, cellular component: multivesicular body; rough endoplasmic reticulum.